Sarcophilus harrisii (Tasmanian devil) is the source of this 4643-nucleotide messenger RNA. It is a transcript of the gene PHKA1, whose product is annotated as phosphorylase kinase regulatory subunit alpha 1. Gene Ontology annotation, cellular component: phosphorylase kinase complex. Gene Ontology annotation, biological process: glycogen metabolic process. Lineage: Eukaryota; Metazoa; Chordata; Mammalia; Dasyuromorphia; Dasyuridae. The coding region runs from base 236 to 3976 and encodes 1246 amino acids. The transcript has 34 exons. Gene Ontology annotation, molecular function: calmodulin binding. The record is from RefSeq and is a predicted model, not a curated record.
UGUGUGUGAAAGAGAGCCCGGCCCGCGGAGGACGAGGAGGGGGCCUGCGCCUUGGGCCCCGCCCCUGCUGUCCCGGCAGUGGACCCUUGGCUUGCGCGGCCGCCCCGCCCCACCCCAGGAAGGCCCGCCCACGGAAGAGCCCCGCCUCGGGCCCGCCCUCAGGCAACCCCGCCUCCGGCAUCAGCAAACUAACCGCUGCUGCCUCCGCUGCCGCUGCCACCCGGACCGAGGCGACAUGAGGAGCAGGAGCAACUCCGGAGUCCGGCUGGAUGGCUACGCCCGCCUGGUACAGCAGACCAUCCUGUGCCACCAGAAUCCUGUGACUGGCUUACUUCCAGCAAGCUGUGAUCAGAAAGAUGCUUGGGUCCGGGAUAACGUCUACAGCAUCCUGGCGGUGUGGGGCCUGGGCCUGGCUUACCGCAAGAAUGCCGACCGCGACGAGGACAAGGCCAAAGCCUAUGAGUUGGAGCAGAGUGUCGUGAAGCUGAUGAGGGGGCUGCUGCAGUGCAUGAUCAGACAGGUGGACAAAGUCGAGUCCUUCAAAUACAGUCAGAGCACCAAGGAUAGUCUCCACGCCAAGUACAACACCAACACCUGCGCCACCGUGGUAGGAGACGAUCAAUGGGGCCACUUGCAGCUGGACGCCACCUCCGUGUUCCUGCUCUUCCUGGCCCAAAUGACAGCCUCAGGGCUCCACAUCAUCCACAGCCUAGAUGAGGUCAAUUUCAUACAGAAUCUUGUGUUUUACAUCGAGUCUGCUUAUAAAACAGCUGAUUUUGGCAUAUGGGAACGUGGCGAUAAGACCAACCAAGGCAUAUCGGAACUGAACGCGAGCUCUGUCGGGAUGGCCAAGGCGGCCCUGGAAGCCUUGGAUGAGCUGGACCUGUUUGGCAUGAAGGGGGGUCCCCAGUCCGUAAUUCACGUCUUGUCGGAUGAGGUCCAGCACUGCCAGUCCAUCCUCCAUUCCAUGCUGCCCCGGGCCUCGAUGUCCAAAGAGGUGGACGCCAGUGUCCUUUCGGUGAUUUCCUUCCCAGCAUUCGCGGUAGAGGACAGUCAGCUGGUGGAGAUUACGAAGCAAGAAAUAGUCACCAAGCUUCAGGGUCGUUAUGGCUGCUGUCGCUUUCUCCGAGAUGGGUACAAAACCCCCAAAGAGGAUCCUCAUCGUCUGUACUAUGAGCCAGCUGAGCUGAAGCUGUUUGAGAACAUUGAGUGUGAAUGGCCUUUGUUCUGGACCUACUUCAUCCUGGACGGGGUCUUCAGUGGCAACGUGGAGCAGGUCCAGGAGUACCGGGAAGCCCUUGAAGGGGUCCUUAUCAAGGGCAAGAAUGGGGUUCGCCUUCUCCCUGAGCUCUAUAGUGUCCCUCCUGAAAAGGUCGACGAAGAGUACCAGCAUCCUCACACCGUGGACCGAGUGCCCAUGGGCAAGCUGCCCCACAUGUGGGGCCAGUCCCUAUACAUCCUGGGAAGCUUGAUGGCCGAGGGGUUUUUAGCACCUGGAGAAAUUGAUCCUCUGAAUCGCAGGUUUUCAACUGUCCCCAAGCCAGAUGUUGUGGUUCAAGUGUCCUUUGUAGCUGAGACAGAAGACAUCAAGACCAUCUUGAGGAACAAUGGAAUUGAUGUGGAGACCAUUGCCGAAGUGUACCCCAUCAGAGUACAACCAGCCCGAAUCCUCAGCCAUAUCUAUGCCAGCCUAGGCCGCAACAACCGGAUGAAACUCAGUGGAAGACCGUAUCGGCACAUGGGGGUCCUAGGAACAUCUAAACUCUAUGACAUUCGUAAAACCAUCUUUGCUUUCACACCACAGUUCAUAGAUCAGCAACAGUUCUAUUUGGCCCUUGACAACAAGAUGAUAGUAGAGAUGCUGCGAACAGACCUGUCCUACCUGUGUAGCCGCUGGAGGAUGACAGGCCAGCCCACCAUCACCUUUCCCAUCCUGCACACCAUGCUUGAUGAAUCGGGAACUGCCAUAAAUGCAUCUGUCUUGACUAUGCUCAGAAAAAUGCAGGAUGGCUAUUUCGGCGGGGCCAGGGUCCAAGCUGGUAAGCUGUCUGAGUUCCUGACGACAUCCUGCUGUACACGCCUGAGCUUCAUGGAUCCUGGCCAGGAGGGUAAGCUGUAUGGUGGGAAUUGUGAUGAUGAUGAAGAAGAUGACUAUAAUGAUGAAGAGCUCUACUCGGACAACUGGCUGGGUGGCUUUGACUCCCGCAAGCAAGCAAGAAGGGGAAACCCUUUUUUAAGGGGAAUUGUUACUCCUGCCUCCAACCCCUCCCCAACCUUAGAGCUCACUUACCUUUCCCCAAAGGAGCCAGCCUCCCGAACGGCAGUACAAACAACCCAUGACUACAUGUCCUUGGUGACCAAGGCUAAGGAGCUGCAUGUACAGAAUGCUCACAUGUACCUUCCCACAAAGUUACUGCCAGCCUCCCGAACUUCCUUCAGCUUCCUGGAUGCCACGCCUCUGUCUCCCCAAGCUGAGCAGGUUCCUUCUGUCCACGUGGAGAUGCACCUUCCCCGGGACGAAUCUGGGGAGAUAGACUUCCAGGCCCUGGUGGGCCAGUUGCACGCGUGCCCAAGCUUACAGGACCAAGCUGACAUCCUCUACGUGCUUUACACCAUGAAGGGUCCUGACUGGAACACUUCCAUAGCUGGCGGUGAGGAAAGUGGGACGGUCCAGGAGCUCCUCGUUGCCCUGUACGGCAAAGCCGGGGAAGCACGCCAUUGGGGCCUGAUCCGCUACAUCUCUGGCAUUCUGAAGAAGAAAGUGGAAGCCCUGGAUGAGGCCUGCACGGAUCUGCUGUCUCACCAGAAGCACCUGACGGUGGGACUCCCUCCAGAGCCACGGGAGAAGACCAUCAAUGCUCCCCUACCCUAUGAAGAGCUCACCAAGCUGAUCGAUGAAGCAAGUGAGAACGAUGUAAACAUCUCCAUCCUCACCCAGGAAAUCCUGGUGUACCUGGCCAUGUACAUGCGAACUCAACCCAGCCUUUUUGCGGAGAUGUUCCGGCUCCGGAUCGGUCUCAUCAUCCAGGUGAUGGCGACGGAACUGGUGCAGUCGCUUAACUGCUCAGCUCAAGAAGCCACAGAGAGCCUGAUGAACCUCAGUCCUUCGGCCAUGAAGAACCUAUUGCACCACAUUCUCAGUGGCAAAGAGUUUGGCGUGGAAAGAAGUGUGCGUCCUACCGAUUCCAAUGUCAGCCCCGCUAUUUCCAUUCAUGAAGUCGGCGCUGUGGGAGUGAGCCGAACCGAACGGGCCGGAAUCAUGCAGUUAAAAAGUGACAUAAAGCAGGUGGAAUUACGCCGGCAUUCUAUCUCAGUUGAGAAUCAGCCCAGUGGUGGCCAUGGCCUGAGUAUUGAGCCAACAUCCUCGCCUUUUCUGUCUCCCGGACCUUCAUUAAGCCCAAGUGGGAGCUCCUUCACAGGCACCUUCAGAGAGCAGGCCUGGAAAGACUCUCGCCAGGGCCAGUGGCAGCGCCGGCGCAGGCUCGAUGGAGCCCUGAACAGGGUCCCCAUCGGGUUUUAUCAGAAAGUGUGGAAAGUCCUGCAGAAGUGCCACGGUCUCUCCGUGGAAGGCUUCGUUCUCCCUUCUUCGACGACCAGAGAGAUGACACCAGGGGAGAUCAAGUUCUCGGUUCACGUGGAGUCCGUCCUCAACCGUGUUCCUCAGCCAGAAUACCGGCAGCUCCUGGUUGAAGCCAUCCUCGUCCUGACCAUGCUGGCAGACAUUGAAAUCCAGAGCGUAGGUGGCAUCAUCGCUGUGGAAAAGAUCGUGCACAUCGCCAACGAGCUCUUCCUCCAAGAGCAGAAAGCGCUCGGGGCAGACGACAGCAUGCUGGCCAAGGAUCCGUCGUCUGGCAUCUGUACCCUCCUGUACGACAGCGCCCCCAGUGGCAGGUUCGGCACCAUGACCUACCUCUCGAAAGCUGCAGCUACCUACGUGCAAGAGUUCCUGCCUCACAGCGUCUGCGCCAUGCAGUGAGGCCUCUGUCCGGCCGGGGGCUGCUGCAGGAGGCUGAGCGUGCCCUCCCUCCCCUUUCCUCCUUAGCUUAGAGGGGAAGCCCCUACCACAAGCUUGGGCAGAAGCAAAGUCUAGAAGCUCACUUAGAGCGGUCCCUGGCACCCUUUCACCAGGGACGGCUCCCAGUGCGCUGGCUUGAUGUUAAGUCCACUCCUGACUCAUUUUCCCGGUUUUCAGCCUAACUUAUUCCUCUCCUCUCAGGUUACUGUCUUGUGGGGUCCCAGGCCGGGCAGGUCAAUGGGCAGACUCCGUCCUCCUUCCCUAAGGAGGUUCCGGGCUGUCCUGCUCCAUCUCACUGUCUUCCGGGCCUCCAGCCACCAGCCUCCAGCCUCCCCUCACUUUCUCCAUAGGCACUUAGAGGGUGUGGGACACAUCUGGCUGCAGCUGAGUGUGCACAUGGAUGGGACUCUCACUGUGCCUGUGUGGGCCUGAUGGGAGGGUUCUAGCCCAGCAGGAUUUCUCAGGGUGGGGUUCCUGAACCCUUGCCCUAAGUUCAGUUCUCUGGCCCUGCUCCUAUACCUAGGUCACCUCAUCUAAAGGUUUUUCCAUCUCUUCCUUCUGAUUUCCCUUUCUCCUGGCUCUUCCUCCCUCUCCCUUCCCCUCUCCCGACAAUCAUUCUAGGCUUGGA